ACAACAACCCCCCACCAAUCCCCCACCAACCCUGCUCACGCGUUGCAAUUCCUUUUCAUCUAUGAAUCGCAUGAGUGACUAGCCAGCUCCCUGGUUUGAGGACGCGUCCUUAGCGGAUACACUGGCGAAAUGUGCCGCGCCCUGCCAAGAGAGUGGCGCCUAUGCGAUGGCGCACCCUGAGGAGAAGGUCUCUGCAGCCUACGUAGCGGCUUUUGCGGUCUGGGCAACCGGUGACAUGAAGGCUGCUUUUGUUCUGGGUGCUGAGGCUGAGUUCGAGCAAAACCAGGCGCAGGAAGCCCAAGCCUCGGAUCAUGCAACGGAAGAUGCGACAAGCGAACCCACACCUGAUGACGAGGCGGACGACGAGUUGGACAAGAGCGCGGAGGAGGAGGAGGAGGAGGAGGAGGAGGAGGAGGAACCGAAACACAAGAAGGUAUGGCAGUAUUCCGACCAGUGGUUGUAGACGAAGAUCCUAGAGCCUCCUCAUGUACCGCCUCAUCCGAAAAUCAAAGCAUAGAGCGGUGGAAUGACCAAGCACGUUUAGUCGCCCCGAAUCUAUAUUCCGGUAAACUAUACAACGGAAGAUUUGAAGCUUCGAAUGUCGUCGAACUUUGGCUUGUACGCGGGGCUCGAUG
Aspergillus japonicus CBS 114.51 is the source of this 635-nucleotide messenger RNA. RefSeq lists its product as uncharacterized. The transcript is spliced from 2 exons. The record is from RefSeq and is a predicted model, not a curated record. Bases 167 to 463 code for a protein of 98 amino acids. Lineage: Eukaryota; Fungi; Ascomycota; Eurotiomycetes; Eurotiales; Aspergillaceae.